GCCUUGAAAAGCAGCGUGAGCACAGCACAAGUAGUGGUCCGGAAUAUUGGCCAAGCUUGACGCCGCCAGCCAUCAGACCAGCAGAAAGUUGAAACACGGGGUAGGCAGCUAGAGGAAAAUAAAGAAGGAGCCGUGUGUGAGCAGUGGAAUCCGUGUGCAUCCCUUCCGGACACCUACCCGUGAUCCGUGAACAUAUCCGCUGGUUCUUCCUUAGGAAUACAAUAACAAGGGAAACCGUGUCUUGUCGCUGAUAAUUUAAGCCAUUUUCUUCACCGCUUCGAUACUUCAAUAGUUUCAUCGAUCCUUGCGUGAAGCCAGGAAAUUUUUUUCGACUUUUUUUCUUAGAAAUUUUGUGAUCUGCAUAUUUUCUUGAUUGAAAGAGAGGAAUAUUUCUAGUCAAAUAACUGAAAGAAAGAUGAUGAAUAGUUCGAGACGCAGAAAUAUAUUGCUUUAUAAUUCGAUGAGAUAACGGAAAUAAAUGGCCCCAUUUUCUAAUCGUCCAGCGGAAAUAAGAAGAAAAAACAACUAAAAGCGCAAAGUGAAAGUAAAUAUUUGUUAAAUUAGUGGUUGAAGUUGGAAUACCAGCAAAAAGUGAGUGGGGCACAUAAAUCAGCAAAAUGGCAUAGAAAGGUGCUAACGGUUGCAUGAUUCCGGAACGCGUUGAACGAAAAGAAGAAUAAUGGGAGAAGUGUUUCCGGUACUAGUAAAAAAGUGUUACAUUUUCCCACGUCCCAAAGUCACCCCACGUUCAGGCAGCCAUUCUUCAGUAUACUAUUAUCCGCGAAAGUAGAGAAAAACCAAAGCUUAAUUGGCCCGGGCUCGGAGAAUGCUGCAAAUAGAAUAAUCCGUCGGUACUUACCAGAAAAAAAGGAAUGUCACCGUGUUCAACUGUCGAAAGGCGCACAGCACAAAUUUCACAUCAGGCAGACCAGCUCUAAGUUUGGUCGUUUGGCUUAAAAUAACAACUAUAAUCAUCAUCCACCGUCAUCAACCCACACGACUUUUCGAAAGCACGUCAUUGAACUACACCACUAGGAAAAGCAGAACCAUUUCCCGUCGGAGUAUCAUGGAUAAAAUUUGGAUUACAUUCUUCUUGCUUAUUAUUGCAGUCAUCAACGCACAAACAAAUGGACAAUCGGUUCUCAACGUUCAGUUGAUUGUGAAAAAAUAUGUUGAAAGGGGGAGCGCCGUGGCCCUGUAUUGUGAUAACGAUGCGGCUCCGGAUAUACUGUACAAGGUGACGUUCCUUAAAGGUGGUAACAAAAUUUUCGAAUACAUCAAGGGUCGGAAUCCACCGUAUCGAAAUUAUUCGAUAUCAGGAGCAGAGAUUGAUUGGAAAAAGGUGAACCCCUCAACAUUAACAUUGAAAAAUCUAGAUUAUGAAGCGUCCGGGUCUUACUAUUGCGAGGUAUCAACUGAUACCCCAAUUUACACGAAGGCGUCCAAUGACGAACCUAUGCAUGUUAUGCUUCCACAAAAAGGACCACCUACAAUCGAAUUUGCCAAAAAGCAACUUUAUUAUGGCGACAUUCUAGUGGCCAAUUGUACGACGUCCAGAGCUAGGCCGGCACCUCACAUUACUUGGUUAAUCAACGGAAAACAGGUUGACGAUGCUAACGUUCGGCAGCUUCAUCACAACUCAAAAGGCAAUCAUCGAACGAAGCAGGUAAUGCCCUAUUCGGCAAAUUCAACGUCUAGCGUUUACCACCAUGGAAAAGUUCUUGCGGGAUCGCCCAGCAACGGAGGAACUCUAUCUAGCACCGGAAAUAGCCUGAAGGAUCUCAAGGCCAUAACGAAAGUUGUUGAUGAUGAGAGAAUAAAAGUGGCAAAAGCAUCACUCAAUGGUUACAAUGUUCAUUCGCCUAGUUCCGGCUAUGGAGGAGGAUUCCAGAUUCAACCGAACAUAGGCUACAAUAAUUUCGAUAGCAGUUUUAAUUUCGGCAUGAAGAAUCAUCAUCGUGAACGCGAACGAAGUGGAAGUAUUGGGGUAUUCACCCUUGGCGGCGAUCGAAUGAGGGAUGAAGCCACCGAAUACGAGGAGAGUGAUAAAAAGACUACGUGGGUGAAAAAUGAUUAUCAAACGAAUCUUCACUACGACAAUAAACAGUUGCAGCAACAUGUAGACAAUGGGCUUAGAAAGCAUAGAAAUUUGUACGACCACAAAUUUAGAAGACACAUAAAUGACGCAAGUGGACAGGAACCCAGAAAAAUGCACAGACAGGUAUCGGCAAGUUACAGUCAACUUUCUAUUCGCAUAACAGAUGCCCUGACGAAUACGUUGGGUCGGAUAGAAAUCACCUGUUUGGCGACGAUUCCAGCACACGUUGAGCCUGGCGAACAAUAUGCUGAUUACAAAACAUCCCUUAUCAAACUUGACAUCGAACAUAACGAUUUGACGUCUCCGGAGCCAUCAACAGGUUCCUUAGCACAUGCCAAGUCCGAUGCAGUGCAAACGUCAAACCUCCAAACAACCUCCAGUCUUUGCCGGAACUUGCUGAUAGUGCAGUGCUGCAUUGUAAUUCUGGCCAUAUUCUAUCAUCGAAGAUCGGCAGCGGCUUGGUUUCUGUGUUCUUCUCUGACGUAAUGUGUGUAGAUAAAUCCGCGUUCUCUUUUCCUUCUAUCGUCAAUACCAGAAUAAGAAGAGUUACCUACCCUCUACUUGAUACAAUCACACAGGAGCUGUCAAAAGAAUCCCUUAAAUCGUUAAAUAUUUGUUCUGUGAAAUGAUAAUGACUGGAUGGAAAGUAAGGAAAUGGACCCUUUCUUCGUAAUACUUAAGAUUCCAUUGUUCAACCUGAUCAACAAACAUCCACUGUACAGAAUUUGCACAACGUGUGGAGGAUGAAAAAUAGGCAUCUAAAACUUAAAAUAUAAAUGUGAAAUCUAUUAUGUAUAGAUUAACACCUAUUUAUAUUAUUUUCUUUUUCAUAAACCAGCCAAAUCGAAAACGUGUAGCCUAAUAUAAUUAGAUUUGAAUCGGUGAAUGCAUGAUGCGCUUUGUGUUGAAUAUUAAGAAAACCAAAAAAGUAUGACCUAAUUUAUAAGACUUUUAGUCUAGAAGGGCCAAAAAAUAGGCGGAGUUAGUUUAAUAAUAUUGGUAAAAUCGAAAAUAAGUUUGUAGACGUAUAGAAGAGUGACAAACUAAGGAAAUUUUUAGGCUGGUUAAAAUUGCAUCAGACAUUUGUAGUUUAAAUAUAUUAGAAAAAUUUAUUUUGAAAUACUUAAAAUUCUACAAAAAUCACAAAUGCAUUAAACUUUAUUUUCAACACGCUCCUUUUUUUAAACUCAAAAUUAAGUAGUUUUGGUUCAAAACAGCACUUCAGUGGCAGCCCUCAACUUUGAGUUCGACUGGGUAAUCGCAAAACUAAGUUCAGAUAGGCAUACUGAAUACUAAGUUCGGCAGCCGAAAUCAAAUUUAUCCUUUUUAUUCGAGGGUUGUUUAUUUUCAGGGAAUUAAAGGAUGGUUCAAUUUUUUUGUACCCGGAUGUAGCUGUUCCGGUACAUUGCAUUGCAAUUACAGAGCGGUGGAAAGUUUUGACACUCCCGGUCAAAGAAAACUUCCGGAUGUUACUUCCCACGGUAAGUAAAUAACAUCCGGAAGUUUCCGGACAUUUCAAGCCGCCCACCAUAUGAUUACAAUGACGGACAUAAUUUAACGAUGACACGGGGGACAUUCCAUUAUGAUAGUCUUCCGGUAAUUGUUCCGGAACGACAAAAUUUUGCGUCGUGUUCGUUGGUUGCUGUUCCAGUUCGAACUGAACUCGCUAAGUGUUUUCAGUCCAAAAAAGUGAGUUCAAUUUCUAGUUCAUAAGGUCGAACUCAGCUUUGCUCCCUCGCCGAAGGAAAAAAAGGGAUCAACUUUGAGUUCGCAGUUCGAACUCCGUUUUGAACCAUCGCAAGGGGAAAUAAGGGUACUCAACUUUAAGUUCAUAGAAUCGAACUAUGUUUUGAACAUCGGUCAUACUUAAAUUUGAGUUAAAAUGAAGAAGCGUGAAGGCUAUUUAACUUCAAAAUUGAUUGACAUCAAUUUACUAAGAGUCAUGUUCAAUUUGUUUGUAUCUAUCUAUUAUAUGUAUAUGACUGAAACAUAUUUUUACGAAACAAACUUAAUUAAAUUUAAAUUAUUUGAAUUUAGUUUUCAGAAUAUCAAAUGUAAACUCCCAUUUCAAAUUUUCAUCUACUGCAUUACGCAUAUUAAGAAAAAGGUCACAAAAUGCUUGUUUGAGAGUAAACGAAUUUAAGUCGAGUCGGUCUAAAUCGGUAAAGCAAAUGUUUUGUUUAUGAAAUAAUAUACCUCACGUCAUUUCUUCUGUUUUGUUAAAUGAUUUCCUGUUCUGAUUUUCAAUAGAAGUAUUUUUCUAAGAGCAUGUUUAUGAUCUCACUCAUAUCCAAUUAGAAGAGAGAAAUUGGAUCGGUUUUCAACCACAAUCAACAGAUGAAUUCUACACUUCCUAUUUUUUCGAAGAUGAUUCCGAAUGACCAAACAUUUUGAAGCUACAAAUAUUGUCGAUACCGGAUAUCAGGAAUGAUUCUGUAAUUUGAAAACGUAUCUUUAAUUAGACAACUACAAAUCUGGAAAGUUGUUAUGAUAAUCUAAAUUCAACAAAAUAAAAAUAAAAACAAUUAAAAAUUUUUGAACCUUUGAAAAUGGAAUGCAAAUUUCUAAAUUGUUUAUUUGGAGAUUGUGCUAAUUUCAAACAUUGGUGCCGAAACAUGCUUGAGGAUAAGAGUAACCUUACAGUUUUUUUAAUUGAGCCAAAUUUUAGCCCAUUUUUUAUUAAGAACUUUUAUUAGCAAAAGACUGGUGAUUUUUGAGAACCUACCCAACAGCUUGAAUAUGGAAUAUUAAUUUUAACUAAUCAAAUUUCUAUAUGCUGUCAUAAUUGCAGAUAAAAAUACUGCAUUGCCAAUAACGAAAAGCGUUAUUUUGUCACACAUUCGACUUUGAAUGAAGAUUACAAUUUGUUGGAAACUUAACACUCCUAGAUAAAAAAAUAACAGAAUAGACUAGAAAAUGUAAUGAAAGAUUGAGACAAUGUUCGUAAAUGCGUUCAAUUUUCUUCUCUAAACUGGUCAAUUAAACUACAAUUACACUAAACAUACAACAACACAAAUGUACAACAAAGAGAAAUCAUUUAUUUUUUAAAUAAUCUCGUAGAGCCGGGAAUACUAACUUAAUAUAUCUACAGGUUACUGUUUCAGUGUUUUGGAACGCAACAUAAAAAUGAACGUAAAAUAAGUCUUAUGACCUACCAAUACAAACACCGGCAUUAUUAGAACAGUGACAAUUCAUCAUACAUAUAACGCAAAAAAAACAAUAGAACGUAAAAAUAAUGGAUUGCCGAUGCAGAUAUACAAAAAACUGAACCUAGCAAAACAUGAUAUGAUAAACUAAAAAGCUUUAAAUGUUGUUUGAAAUCUGUCACAAAUACCAUUUUAACGAAACAUCUCCAAUUAAAAAAAAAACAAAAUAAUGAUAACUGAAUUUCUCUCACAACCAGCAGGAAGUAAAAAAAAAUCUCAUAAAAGCGUAUAUGCAUGUUUGAUCAAAAAUAAAAACGUCUCCAAGGAAAAUUUAAAAAAAAAUGAAAAAAGUGCGUGUCUCGUCACCCAAAUCAGCUGUUUGUAUAUAAAGCACUUUUUCUCUGGAGUUCUAAGAGACAAGGCUUUGGAACAUCUAUCAUGAAACAAUACUAAACCCUAACCGAAAGUCUCGAACAGUACAUACUAUAGUGGAACAAUUUAAAAGAGAGCUCGAUUUUAUUUCAUUUGAAUUGUAAAAGGUAAACCAAAUCUCUAUGUUUCAACUCACAACGUAAAAUAACAUGAUUCAAUGAGAUAUAAGAAGCAAACAAAAUGAUAAAAUGACAAAGACAUAAGGUAAGAUAUUAGGUAAAUAAUUGAAAAACUAGCGACUAAUCAUUGCCAUAUAACGAAAAAGAACGACAGUUUUGAUGAUGAUUUCAAUAAUGCAUUAGGAAAAUUAAUUCUAACAUUGCCUUGCCUUUUUGUUUCCAUACAAAUGACUUCCAUUUUAUGCUGUAAGGCAAAAUUCAGCUAAAUUUUAUGCACAAAAUACCUGCAAACAAAAUGCACGUUAUAAACAUAUCAUUUGUUAAGCAAUACAUGGCUACAUGUUAAGUAAUAAAGAAGUAUCUCGAUAGUGAUGAAAAAAACAUGGAAACAGCAAACCAAAUUUGGCAUGUGUAUUAGUCAAGAGGAUGACACGGAGGCAAUACUGUUAUUCAGAUGAUAGUCUUAUCAGAUUGAUCGAAUCAACAAAUUGAUUGAUGAUCAAAUCUUCAUAAUUUUCAAACAAACAUUUAAAAAAACAAGAAGUCUUGAGACCAAACAUAAACUUUUUUUUUUCAAAUAAUUUUGAUAUGCAUAUGAACAAAACUUUAUACACAUACAAGUGUUCUUAAAACCUGGAAAAUUUUCUAAUCACUGAUUACAAAUGUUCAUUUCUUUUAUAGUUUUUUUUUUUAAGUUUAAGCUGUUAAACCGAAAAACAGUGCACAAACAUAUAUCCUGCAAAAAAAGUAAAUGUAAAAGUAUCACUUUCGAUUGUCAUUAGCGCAUUUUAAUGUACUGCUUUACGUAAUCUGAUAAUGGCUAUCGGAAAAAAGAUGAACAUUAUAUUGCUGUUAUUGAAUGUUGAAUGAAUGUUUAUUGAAUGAUUGUAGAUUGAAACUCGUCUGAAACUGUUGUGUUCGUUAUAUGGUGCUACUAAGAUAGAAAAAAAAAACAAAAUGACAUGAAUAUAAAUUUAUAUUUUUCUACAAACUUCAUGUAGAAAAAAGUUUUUGAAUGGGUGCCGUUAUAAAGUGUUUUCAUUUUGAUUGAAAACGUAAUCAAGAAGUUUUCAUAGUUGGUCGAUUAGUACCAGAUAUUUGGAUUUGUUCGACACAAGUUAACUUAAGUUUAAAAGAUUAUAACACUUGGUUCCAAACAGUUAUCCUCUAUUAAUUAAGUAAAUUCGAGUCUUAUGGAGUUCGUUUAUGGUUAAUCUAUUUGUCAAACAUAACCUAGCUUUUAGUCACUUUAACCAGUGUAUAUUAAAGCAGGUUAUCGAUUGGCAACAAAAAAA
Molecule: messenger RNA, 7090 nt
Organism: Uranotaenia lowii
Lineage: Eukaryota; Metazoa; Arthropoda; Insecta; Diptera; Culicidae
Gene: beat-VII
Exons: 11
Coding region: 1067-2584 (505 amino acids)
Source: RefSeq, a predicted model, not a curated record